This is a messenger RNA of Malurus melanocephalus (red-backed fairy wren), 5605 nucleotides long. Its product is annotated as A disintegrin and metalloproteinase with thrombospondin motifs 2-like. NCBI's taxonomy places the organism in Eukaryota, Metazoa, Chordata, Aves, Passeriformes, Maluridae. Bases 227 to 3784 code for a protein of 1185 amino acids. The record is from RefSeq and is a predicted model, not a curated record. Gene Ontology annotation, molecular function: metalloendopeptidase activity; zinc ion binding. The transcript is spliced from 22 exons. Gene Ontology annotation, biological process: proteolysis; extracellular matrix organization.
CCGCACGCCCUGUGCUUCCAGUACUAUACCCCCGCCGCCUCCUGGUGUCUCUGCUUCGCUGCGAGCCGGGAGCGCGGCCGCCACUGCCGCUGCGGCUGCGGCUGGGCGAAUGCGCGGGCGGCGGGGCGCGGGGCAGCGCUGAGCGGCGCGGAGCAGCGCGGAGCGGGGCUCUCCCCUGGCCCGCCCCGGCUGCGGGCAGCCCGGGCCCCGGGCCGGGGCCGCCGCGAUGGACCCUCCCGCGGGCAUCGCCUGCGUCCUGCUCUGCUGCGCGCUCGCCCUGCCCGCCGGCGCCCUGCGGCGCCCCGGGGACAGAGAUUCAAUCCUGAGGAAUAUAGAGGAGUACAGCCUUGUCAUCCCCACCAGCACCGAUUCCGAGGGCAGGUUCCUAUCCCACUUGGUGUCUGGACCGCCAAAAGCACGCUUCAGGAGAGCUGCGGAGGACUUGCAACAUGAAGCAGCAAAUGAGCAAAUAUUUUACAAUGUCACUGUUUUUGGAAGAGAGUUUCACUUCAGGUUGCGGCCAAACUCCAGGCUCGUGGCCCCUGGAGCAACAGUUGAGUGGCAGGAGGACUCUGAGGAGACUCRUAUCGAACCUCUCUAUGGGAAUUGCCUCUAUGUUGGGGAUAUCACUGAUCUGCCAAACGCUUCAGUCGCUAUCAGCAAUUGCGAUGGGCUGGCUGGCAUGAUUCGCACGGACAAGGACGAGUUCUUCAUCGAACCCCUGGAGAGRGGGGCCCAGGAGGAGGAGGAGGGAGGAGGCAGAACACACGUGGUUUAUCGCAGAGCAGCUGCCAAGCAGCAGCUUCCUCUUGAGAGCCUGGAUACCGUGUACAGAGCCUCCAACCUGAGUGGUUUGGGCAGCCUGGACAGCGCUCUGGGUCUGGUGGAAGAGCGUUUGCAGAAAUCGAGGCAGCGCCGUCGAAGGCACGCGACRGAGGACGAUUACAACAUCGAGGUGCUCCUGGGGGUGGAUGACUCCGUGGUUCAGUUCCACGGGAAGGAACACGUCCAGAAGUACCUGCUGACCUUGAUGAACAUUGUUAAUGAGAUUUAUCAUGAUGAGUCCCUGGGUGCUCACAUUAACGUUGUCUUGGUGAGGAUAAUCCUGCUGAGCUACGGCAAGUCCAUGAGUCUGAUAGAGAUCGGGAACCCCUCACAGAGUCUGGAGAAUGUGUGUCGCUGGGCUUACUUGCAGCAGAAACCCGACACCGGGCACGCGGAGUAUCACGACCAUGCCAUCUUCCUCACCAGGCAGGAUUUUGGUCCUUCGGGCAUGCAAGGCUAUGCUCCUGUCACUGGGAUGUGUCAUCCUGUCCGGAGCUGCACUCUCAACCAUGAGGAUGGAUUUUCAUCUGCGUUUGUGGUGGCUCAUGAAACCGGACAUGUUUUAGGAAUGGAGCACGACGGCCAAGGGAACCGCUGUGGGGACGAGGUCCGCCUGGGCAGCAUCAUGGCCCCGCUGGUGCAGGCCGCCUUCCACCGCUUCCACUGGUCCCGCUGCAGCCAGCAGGAGCUGAACCGCUACCUCCACUCCUACGAUUGUCUGCGGGAUGAUCCCUUCGAACACGACUGGCCUUCCCUUCCACAGCUGCCAGGGAUUCACUACUCCAUGAAUGAGCAGUGCCGSUUUGACUUUGGCCUGGGAUACAUGAUGUGCACAGCUUUUCGUACAUUUGACCCCUGCAAGCAACUGUGGUGCAGCCACCCCGAGAACCCCUAUUUCUGCAAAACAAAGAAAGGGCCUCCGCUGGACGGGACCAUGUGUGCACCAGGAAAGCACUGCUUUAAAGGUCACUGCAUCUGGCUCACUCCAGACAUCCUGAAGCAGGACGGGCACUGGGGGGCAUGGAGCAAGUUUGGCUCYUGCUCCCGCACGUGUGGCACCGGGGUGAAGUACAGGACCCGGCAGUGUGACAACCCCCAUCCUGCCAACGGAGGCCGCACGUGCGUGGGGCCGAGCUAUGAGUUCCAGCUCUGCAACACYCAGGACUGCCCCAAGGACUUGGAGGAUUUCAGAGAGGAGCAGUGCCGSCAGUGGGACCCUUACUUUGAGUACCAGAACACGAAACAUCACUGGCUCCCCUACGAACAUGUCGAUGCUAAGGAGAGGUGCCACCUGUACUGYGAAUCGAAGGAGACAGGGGAUGUGGUGUACAUGAAAAGGAUGGUGCACGACGGGACCCGCUGCUCCUACAAGGACGCGUACAGCGUCUGCGUGCGGGGGGACUGCCUGAAAGUCGGGUGUGACAGGGUCAUAGGUUCCACGAAGCAGGAAGAUAAGUGUGGUGUCUGUGGAGGAGAUAAUUCCCACUGCAAGGUGGUGAAAAGAACAUUUUCAAGAGUACCAAAGAAGCAAGGGUAUGUUAAGAUGUUUGAAAUUCCUGCUGGUGCGAGACAUUUACUCAUCCAGGAAACAGAUGCCACUGCUCAUAAUCUCGCUAUUAAAAACCGUGAAACAGGGAAAUUCAUUCUAAGUGAAGACAACUAUGUGCCAGACUCUAAAGUAUUUAUUGACAUGGGUGUGGAGUGGGAAUAUCGGAAUGACGAUGACAGAGAAACGGUGCAGACCAUGGGGCCACUGCGCAAUGCAAUCGUUAUUCUGGUGAUUCCUCACGGUGGUGCCAAGAUAUCUUUGACUUACAAGUACAUGAUCCAUGAAGACUCCUUGAAUGUAGAUAACAAUAAUGUUUUGGAAGAGGACUCAGUGUCAUAUGAAUGGGCUUUGAAGAAAUGGUCCCAAUGUUCAAAACCUUGUGGAGGAGGCUACCAGCUCACCAAGUACGGCUGCCGCAGGAAGACCGACCACAAGAUGGUUCAUCGCAGCUUCUGCGAGCUGAUCCCAAAGCCCAAACCCAUCCGCAGGGUGUGCAACCUCCAGGAGUGCUCCCAGCCCAUAUGGGUCACAGGAGAAUGGGAGCCUUGCAGCAAAUCCUGUGGGAAGACAGGGUACCAAGUGCGGUCUGUGCGCUGCAUCCAACCCCUCCACGACAACACAAACCGCUCUGUCCACACCAAGUACUGCAACAACGACCGCCCCGAGGGCAGGAGGCCCUGCAACAGGGAGCUGUGCCCAGCACAGUGGAGAAUAGGACCCUGGUCACAGUGCUCUGUCACCUGUGGCAAUGGCACCCAGGACCGCCCGGUGCUGUGCCGCACCAGGGACAACGCCAUCGGCCUGUGCAAAGACAAGAAACCAGAGACCCUAAGGAUCUGCAGACUACCUCCCUGCCCCAGAAACGCUUCUGAUCCUUCAAAGAAAACCUACAUGAUACAAUGGCUGUCAAGACCYGAUCCAGACUACCCCAUCCAGAAAAUAUCUUCAAAAGAUCAUUGUCAAGGAGACAAGUCAAUGUUUUGUCGCAUGGAAGUUCUGUCCCGCUACUGCUCCAUUCCUGGCUACAAUAAGCUGUGUUGCAAGUCCUGCAACACUUACAGCAACACCACGGAGGACGGCAAUGUAACUGAUGCCAAUGUAAAUAAGAAUAAURUCAUUGAGGAGGAGCUCCGGACCACCCUCAGCCCUCCCGUGGGAGUGCCCACAGCACAAUCUGCCACCAGCCCUCCUCUGGGUCCCAAAACACGGGCACCCCCUUCCAACGGGACCGAGGAGCACCCCGAGAUCAAYGCGGUGGAUGUUCCCUACAAAGUCGAUGGGUUGGAUAACGAAGUUCCGCAGCACAACAUCAUUACACGGAGGAGGCCUUAUGAAAGGACAAGGAAUCAAAGAAUUCAGGAGCUGAUUGMUGAGAAAAUGAAGAGAGAGACUCUUAGGAAAAUAAACUAAAACGGAAAUAUGGCACAAACAACAUUUUUCUCUUAUAGAGAUGCUACCAACGUCAUAGUAUUGGCCAUCGUAGAGACUAAAAAUGGGGAAAAAUCAAAGUGGUGCUAUGGCAGAGAUACCAAAUUCUCAAGCCUACUAUAAAUGGAAAUGACAGAUUGUUUCAUAAGUGCUAAUCUGAACACUUUGAUGGCUAGGAUAGGUGUACAGGGUACGGCAGAGUAUUAGUGCAAUAUCCCUACAGUGUCCCACUGAACCCACACUAACCACAUUCCUUAGGCCAGGUUAGCAGCUUUCUCAGUUAUGGGCUCAUGAAAGCCUUCUAUGCCUGUGUAAAACUGCUCGGGAAUAGUAACAGGAGUCACACUUUGUAUGGAGGAGAGCAGUCCCAGACAUAAUAAAUCCCUUUAACAGCGACAAGCAGGGGGUCAGCAAUSCUGUGAUGUUUCUGUGCAUUGCACAAACCCUGGCACCAGCACAGCCCGCUUUGGGAAGCUCCUUCAGGACAUGCCAGGCUCGGUUUGGCUCCCUUUGGCAGAGCUGCCUCUGUGGUCACAGCUCAGCAUGUGCUCACGUAGCUUCCCGAAGCAGGACUGUGUAAGAAAAUAUAGAGAAAUUUCUGUAGCCAUAUAUUUAUGUGUAAAUUAAAAACUGACAAACAGUAGUUUACAUACUUCCAUAAACAAUUUCAAAGGAUUCUCCUAAACUUUUSGACACAUGCAAGACAUUUAGUAGGGUAGAUCUGGCCAACUUGGACUGACAACAUCCUAGUCUUUCUGUUUACAAUUAUCCAUAUUUUUAUAGUCUUUAAGUUCCUGUAAUGCAACAGCCUCAGUGAUCAUUAUUGGUUGGUGCUUUUUUUAUUGGUCUGGUUUUUUUUUCUACCCACAUUCUGUUUAACUUAAARAUGACUGGAUCCUUGUCUUUUCUUUGGUGCUUUGUUAAGAAAAAGAUUUUUUUYCCCCCACAUAGGAUGCAGUUAUUUUUGAUGAAAUAAUUUUAUAUUAUCUACCUUUCCUUAGGACAACUUUAUUGGUGCAGAAGUGAACAACUGUUUGCUGUGCACUUACACAAUCAGACACACAUGCACGUGUAUUCACAGCACCRGGUCUGCUAGAAAACUUUGAGAUGUGUAACCUGACAACCCUUUGAGUACUUUCUUUCCCCUCAUGGUUUUCAUAGGUCAUUUUGAAUUCCUGGUUGGAGAACAGAGGAUGAAUCCAGCUUGGCUGUAACACUGCCAAGACAGGGAGCAUUGGCUGGUUCCUGCUGUGGGUGGCAUCUGAGCAGUUUUUUCCUGGCUUGGACCUUUCCACUUGUUUCCUCUUUGCUGGUAAAACUCCUGCAGAGCCUGGGGCUUCCCUGAAAUCCUCUCUUUACCACUAGGUAGGUCUGGUGGCUCCAAGUUCAGAUUUUCCAGUCUGGGAGGAAGAUGUCACCCUCCAGCCUGAGCUGGUCCUGGUUUAUAGAAUAGAAUCACACAAUUACUGGGAAUGUGCUGCUUUCCCAGCAAGGUGGGAGCUCUUCUCUGGCCCAGCUGCAGGCAAAGAGCUUCACAGGCAUUGCAAAGUGAGCCACGUGUGACUCCCUGUGACCCUACCCCUUGUCCUUGACCACCACGGCUGAAUGAGCUGCCAGACUCCUCUUCCAAAGGAGCCUCUCCUGCUGGGAAGGAGGCGAGGAAUGCAGGAUCCUCAGGAUUCACAGCACCUGCAUGGGGAACUGUUCUGACCUGAACUGUGGCCAGAAGUCUUUGAAACACAAGACCUGGUCUAAGAAAAAUACUUCAUGGAGGUACUAGCCCAAGGAGGAAAGGAGUGUUUU